Vicia villosa (hairy vetch) is the source of this 10542-nucleotide messenger RNA. Its product is annotated as pentatricopeptide repeat-containing protein At1g14470. Lineage: Eukaryota; Viridiplantae; Streptophyta; Magnoliopsida; Fabales; Fabaceae. Gene Ontology annotation, biological process: RNA modification. The record is from RefSeq and is a predicted model, not a curated record. The coding region runs from base 8337 to 10280 and encodes 647 amino acids. The transcript is spliced from 2 exons. Gene Ontology annotation, molecular function: protein binding; RNA binding.
AAUAGUGUAAACAAUAGCUAAAGUUAUUAUAGAACGAUAAACAUGCAGCUCUAAGGCCCUACAUGAAGAAGAUAUGAUAUGGGCAAAGGUGAUUUCAAGAUCAGAAAGAGACAGUUCAAGAACACGACAGGGUGACCACGGCACUAAACUACUGGUAUAAUUUCUUUCCUUUUGAUAAAGCACUAGUCAUACACUUGAACUUUUCUUCCUCCAUGGAGAUUUUCAUAGAUUUUAAAUUUGAUAUAUUUUCUGCAUUAAUUAGUUUACAAGAACGUUGUUAGGAGUGUGUGUUUUUUGAGUCUGGAUCUGCUCCGGUUAGGCAUAUAUCCAGUUUUUCGGUUACCUUUUCGGAUGCACAACACGUGGUUAGUCAAAAAAUUAAUGGUUCAGAUUGAAAAUUUAAAAUUAAUAUUUAUAAUUAAUUUAUAAAACAAUAGAAAAUACGUUUCUCUUUCAACUUGCUUCAUCUCUUUCACUUUCCAUUCACACAGUUUUCUCUUUUAUAAAUCCACACUACUGUUCAUCAUAUUCUUUGUUUGGAUCUUUCACCACCGUUCGUCGCAACCGCCAUACAAGCCAAUUCGAAGAUCUACUCACCAUUGUCUAAUUUCAACGAGGUUGAUGCACCGUUCAUAUUUGUUCAAAAACUUUCUCUUUACACUUCGCAAAUCGCAAAGAUUUACCAAAAUUUUUUUUAGGGGAAAUUACAGAAUCAAACUAAGGUGCGUUUUGUGGAGAGCUCCGUCGUCGCAACGACAAGCUUAACGACAAUUGUUGAUUUUUAGAUUUAAAAAUCCUUGCCAUUAGAUUAUUGGUUUUUCCAUGUAUGCAAUAUAUGUUGAAUGAACAUAAUCAAUGGAGGACAACCGUAAGAGUAUGACGGCGAGAGGUGUAAACUUGUAAUAGUACGGCGACGAGUGGAGAGUGAAGGGAGAAGCAGUUGGUUGUGUUAGGUCAAGUAUUAGAAAGAUGUUGUGAAAAUGGAAUUUUAUUUAUUUUAUUAAAAAAUACAUAAUUUUACCAUAUUUAAUCUGAACCAUUGAAAGUUUAAUUGCCAUGUGUCCAAAGAUUGGUAACGAAAAUGGAUAACUGGACUAUUUGAAAACUGGAGCAGAUCCGGAUUCGUGUUUUUUUUCCUUAUCUUAAAAGUUAUGAGGUGAAAACAACUGAUUUCAUAACUAUCAUUGAUGAUAGGGUAAAAGAACAUUUUUACACAACACAAACAUGGAAUUAAUAUGAUUAGACGUGCCCACGUGUAAAAACAUUUUACCAGGGUUCCUUGCUCACCUUUUGGGUCAAAUCGCUUUAUAGCUACUACAUUGCCAAAAACCUCCUGACCGACAACUCUAGUCGGUUUAAAACUGUUUGUUGCAACUCUAACUUCAUUAAAACACAAUUUCUUCACCUCCUCUCUUUUCUUAUUCACUUUGGAUAUACUUUCCCUUUCUCGUGGAAGCUAGUGGAAGCGGUGGUGGUGGGAUUCCUGGUGGUACUUGGAGGAGUGGAAGUGGAAGCGGUUGUCAUGGUGGUGGGAUUCUGGGUCAAAGAUCAAUGAUUACAAGAAAAUGGAAUCAAUCUACAUGGGUGAUCAAAUUCUACAACAAUCUUAAGGAUUUAUGCUUUAUCAUGGUUGAUGCUGUUAAAUAUUCAGGUUCUAUAUUUUCAAAUUCUACAACACUUACAACUAAGGCACGUCUCUAAAGAUUGUGUAAAAUAUGUUCGAUAGGUGACUUCAUGCACAAAAGAGAGUGAAUUGUGGUAUUCAAAUUUUGCCAUUAAUUUUGAAGUUUUAAUACUUAAGUAGUAAAUUGUUAGUAUUAUAACAAAAAGUAGUAGAAAAUAAAAACGGUAAAGUAAAUAUCAGAAAUUAAAAGAUAAGUGUUAGAGAGAUGACACCGGAAAAUUAUUUAAGUUCGGUCAAAUGUUGACUUAGCUCUGUUUACGAGAGAUCUUUUGGAGAUUUCAUUAUGAUAUUGAGUUUUUACAAUUGAUGCCCACGAACCUUUGAUACAAGUAAAUCGAGAUAUUUUACACUAGCUUAAAUAGAGAGAGAGAGAGAGAGAGAGAGAGAGAGAGAGAGAGAGAGAGAGAGAGAGAGAGAAGAAUUAGAGAAAUCCUGAAUUCUGGUGAAAAUUGAAGUGAGGAAAAGUCUCUUUUAUAUAGGAAAAAAAUUGGCUCAAAAUGGAAGCAAUUCAUUAGUUAAGUAAAUGACCUAAUUGAUUAGGUACUUGUAGUAGUCAAUUAUAGCUGCCCAAAUUGGAAAUCACUACCAAUCAAUAAAAUAUUGCUAUAAUCCAUUAUAUAAUGGAUUAAGAUUCACCUAAUCGGUUAGAAUAGUAUUCUAAUUGAUUGCAUCUCCCAAUCAAUUACACAGACCCUAAAUUUACUAAAUAGGUCUUAAAAACUUUUUUGUGUUUUUGUUAGGUAAAGAGAGGCUUCAAAAAUUGUUUUUUGUGUGCGCGCGUGAGUAUGUUUGCGUGUGAUGCCUUAGUAUCUUAGGUGUUACUCUCCGACUUUCACAAAACUUUGGUCACUCAAAAAGACACAACCGGACGAGCUUUCACAUUUUUCUUUCUUUCAAAAUUAUGAGGUUUCAAUUUCCUUUGUCAAAUACACUGAUCAUACAAGCUCUUCAUUAGAACCUUGAAUCUCUUACUUGAUGAGGCUUGAGAUUUCUUCAAGUUAAUCAACACCAUCAAAGAGUUGGAAAGAUAUUACCACUAACUUCAGCAACCAUUAGUGUUGUCCGCAUCAAAACACUAGGAAUGUUGUUAGUGGGAUUGUUAACUUCAUACCUACAAGCACAUUGAUCCAAAUUCUCCCUCUUUUUAAUGAUGACAAGAAUCAAUCAAAGUGGUGAUAAAAUUAAAAAAAACAGAGAUAAAGUUUGAAGUGGUUAAAUUCCACCUCAUAUGAGUAAAGAGUAUACUUCUCUCCCAUCAGCAUAAUCAAAAAGGUGGAAAAAUAAGCUUAAAUGUGAUAUAUGUGAUAUGUUUGUUUUAUUCUUGAAAACAAGUCUCUAAGAGCUUGUUUUAGAUCGUAGAGAGCCCUUUUCAUUUUGAAAACAUCAAUAAGAAAAUUUUCAUAAAAUCGGGAGGAUGAUCAACAAGCACUUCCUUAUGGAUGUAACUGUUUAAAAAAUGCACUAUUUACAUACAUUUGGAAGAGUUUAAGAAAAUAUAAUUCAUGAGAAAGCUAGAAACAUCUUUAUGGAUUCUAGUCAAGCUACAAGGACAUAGGUUUCACAAAAAUCUAUCCCUUUCUAUUGAUUGUAACGUUUCGCAAUAAGUCUGGAUUUAUUUUUUAAAACAUUGUCAUCUCCGUCCAACUUGUUGCGAAAGACCCAACGGGUACCAGACACUUGAUUAGUGAAAGCUUUGGGAAUGAGUUCCAAAACUUUAUUUUUCUCAGAUAGAUUUAAUCUUUCUUACAUAACAAGAUAUUAAUGUUAUUUGAUGAUAGCUUCAUUAAUUCCCUUUGGCUCAAUUUUUAAAACAAAAGCCAAAAGGUUAUAUACCUUGUUAAGGGAGUGUUGAGAUGUAAUUCCUUUAGAAAUAUCAACACUCUAAAUGGGAUGGUCCUUAGUGGUUCACUAAUAUUUUAAUAGACUUUGAUUCUCUAAGUUGACUUAUUCAACUUUAGUCUCUCCAUUUGGACUUUGGACUUCCUCUUGUCUUUUUUCCCUUGAUCAUCAUCUUCUAAUGAUGUUCUUUCAGGGAUACCUACACAAUUAACAACCUAUACAUCUACCUACUAAGGGUUGGUUCAACAAAGGUAAUAUGUAUGAUUUAUUUUAUGGUCAUGGUAUUUUCAAAAAGGAUUUUUAAAAGGAUUUUAUUUCAAGGUUUUUAAAUACCAUGUAUAUAAAAUAUACAUUAUUACCUUUGUCAUAUAACUUACUUAAAAGUAAAUUGUGCAAUAAAAUUUUAGUCAAAAGAACAACUUAAAGGAAAGAUCAGGGCUCUUACCAAACGAUUUUUUCUACUUGUAAGAGUGAAACAGGAGAACAUAUUUAUUUCUUCAGUAGUAUGACUUGAAGAGCAUUAGUCGAUAUCAACUUUUGAAUUCAAGUUGCCAAGCACAUUUACAUCACAAUUCGACUUUUCAACCUUUCGUAUCCAAAUCUCUUUGGAUCUUUUGAUGUUAGUGAAAUACAUGUUAUAAGCAUACAUAUUCCUCUUUUUACAUUCACAACUCUCUUUAUAGAAAGGCGAGGGAGGAUAUCCUUGUUUGCUUUCAUGACUCUUUUUAGUAAAAUAAAGCAUAGCAAUAUGGGCAUCUUUAUUACAGUAAUUUCAUUUUUGGAUUUUGCACUUAGAUGUUUGGAUGGGCAUUACAAAUAUUGUUAAAGCUUUUACUUUUGUUAUUAGGUUCAUAACCCAAAUCAUCCUUAUUGCAAGACGCCAUUAGGUUACCUAACAAAAUAUUCAACUUGUCUCUUCCUUUAGUGAAUUUAUCAAGUAUGUUUUGAACAUCAUCAAUUUUAUUUUUCAAAAUGUCAUAUUGAUCACACUUGAUUGAUUUAUCUAAGAAUUUUUAAGAAGAGGAUGAGUCGUGAAUUAGAUCAUCUUGUCUUUCUUUAUGCCAUUUUAUUUCUUCCAAUAAGUAUAUAUUUUUCAAUUUAAAGGAAGAAAUAAUGUCUUUGGAGGUAGAACCAGUUUGUUAUAAUUUACUUGUUUCUUUAAUUAGCUUUUUACAUAUGUGAAACAAGUAUUGAUAAAUAAGAGGUUACAUCAUCUUCUUCAUGAUUUAUCAUGAGACACAUAUUUGCUUCUUCCUUGUUAGAGGAUUCCACAUCAUUGUCAUCCCAAAAUAUGUAGGCUACCUUAACUUCUUUUUGUUGUUUCUUGGAGAUUCUUUGAUUUUGAGGGCAUUUCGGUCUUAUGUGCCCUUCCUUUCUGCAUUGUUGGCAUGUAGGAAUGAAGAAGUAUAUAUCUUUCUUCAUUUUUCUCUGGGCAACUUGGAAAAAAAUUGAUGCCUUAAAAACUCCAUGAUUUUUUUAAACAUGAGUUUCAUGUAUAUGUUAAUCUCACUCUAAAAACAUUCAUAUUCUAAUUCCAUAUCUUUAAUGUUAGUAUCCUUGAGUGCAAUGAUUUUCCUCUUCUUCUUGUCAUUUUAUUCAUCAUCAGCAAGUUUUUUUAUCUCCAUCUCAUGUUCCUACAAUUUACCAAAAAGAGUGUGUGCGUCCAUGGUUGCUAAAUCCAUAGAUUCAUAAAUCAUAGUGACUUUAGGUUACCAACUCUGGUUUAGGUAUAUAAGAUUUUCACAACCAAUUCCGCUUUUAAAAUUUUUUUCCAAAAUUCUCAUAUGACUCACAAUAUAGGUAAACCAUGUUUGUAUUUGAUUUAUGUUCUCUUCAGGUUUCAUUUUAAAAUUUUCAAACACGUGAGUUAAUGUGCCCAAUUAGUUCCUUCAUGGGUAAUUUGGAGGAUGUCCCACAUUUUUUUGCAGUUUCACGAUGAGAAACUCGCAAAAAAUUCAUCAAGACCAAGAGAGAGGUGGUAAUGAAAAAAUUUCCCUUCAAACUGUACUGCACAUUUUCUUUAUCAUCUUUUAUCCAAUCCUUUUUAGAUUUGUCCACUACAACACCAUUGACAUCGUGUGUAGGAAUAAAUAAAUCUUCUUUCACAACCUUCAAAUACCAUUAUCCAUCCUUUCAGUGAAAAGAUUCAUUUUCUCUUUCCAUAAACUAUAUCCUUCUCCAUUAAAGGAUGGGCUCCAUUAAAGGAUGGGGUUUGUUUAGUGAUGACUUGAAGUCAUUUUUCCUCCUGAAAAGAUUAGUCUUUAACAAGAGUUAGACUCUGAUAUCACUUGUUAGAAGAUUAGUCUUUUAUGUAUGCAAUGUGACCAACAAUCAUGACUCAAUGCGUGUGGUACUAUUUCGUGGAAAUCUAAUUUUUGUUACUGAUAUUCAUCCACUAAGUGUGGUCCCUCUUCAAACCCGGUUCCUCUUUAAACUCAAACUCAUCACUGAUCCCCGCUUGUGGAUCAAGGAUUUUCGGCAGUUCUCAACAUGACACAUGAUGCAUGACAUACAGAUGAAACAAUAUUAUUGGUUCCAUUUCGAAUCGUACACAACAACAUACAAGUCAACCACAAUAGUUCUCACUCAGAAUUACACGUCUCAACAUCAACCAGAAAUAAUUAUACAAACAUAUAGAAUAUUAUUUAACUCUUCAUAAUAUUCUAUCACAAUAAAUUAACUCAUCAAACACAUCAAAACAGCAGCCAAACAUUAGUCGCAUACGAAAACAACACCAAAAUUAGAGGAGAGUGAGGAUCCUUCAAUACCCUUCAUCCAAUUGACAUCAACAUUUGAGUAAUUCUCCCCCUUACCUUAAUUUUCAGCAGCAAAAUCCAAGGUCUUAUGGUUUCUCCUUCCUAUAGCUCUUUAGGGUUUGUUGCAUCUUUCUCUCUUUUCCUCUUUUACGUAUCAGACAAACUCUCACUCCCCUCACUUAAUCUAUUUAAAUGACCUAAUAGUAUUUUUUUUUAAUUUUCAACUCUCCUUUAAAUAUUAGGCUCUUACUCCUUAUGACUCAAAUUCAAUUAGAGUUCUAAUUUCACCCCCAUAACUUACAAUUCCUAUAUUUUUAUUACUUUAAUUAAACAAUAAUCUUAUAACUCCUUAAUUUCCAAAUAAAUCGUAAAAAAUAAAAUAAAAAUUUAUCACCGAGUUAAAUAAGUAAAAGAAAUUUAAAAUUCAAUAAAUUAAAUAAUGGAAAAUUUGGGGCGUUACAUCCCACACAUUCUUCGCAACGUGUUUCGAAUAUAGAGCCAACGAGGAUAAGUCAUACGGAUCUCCUCCAAACCCCUCAGAAACGACAUCAACUUGGGGCGGCUCAACCUAGACUGAUUGAGCUUCCGAUGCAUCAAGAUGUGACACCUACCUCCUCUAGGAAGACGAAGUCGAAGAUGCAUGAAUCCUAGAAGUUGACGUCAUCGCAUCAAAAGAACUAGAAGCCACUGAUGCUUGCAAGAGUCAGGUUCUUUUCCUACGAAUUGAUGCAUGAUGGGUGUUCGCGGUGCGGUUUGGGCGGUUUUUACGUAAAAAAAUCAUCCGAACCGCAAGAGAAAAAAGUGUGCGGUUCGGUUUGGUUCGGUUGGCUUUUAGAAAUAAAACCGAACCAAACCAAACCAAACUAAUGCGGUUUGGAUUGGUUCGGUUGGUUCGGUUUUUUUACAAAAAUUUAUUGAGCCAUACAUACAUAUAUAGAUGACAACAUAACUUUGUAUUUAGUCAUUUAUGUGUUAUCAAAUAACAAUAAAAUUCAUCAUAUUUGGAUAACAACUUUCCAUUUAAUAUACAAAAAUAAAAUUAGAUAAAAGUGGAAUAAAAAUCAUAAAAUAGUAGCAUAAAACAAUAUAAAAAAGCAUUAUAAUGAAAUAGAAAAAAAGAGGAGAUGAAAAAUUAAAGAAGAUGAAAAAGAAAGAGCAUAAGAGAUGAGAGAUUGGAUAAGAAGAGGAACAUUAAAAACGUAAUUCCAAGAGAGAACAUACAAAAUAAAAGACUAGAAAAGAGGAGAUCAUAUGUACUUUAAAAAGAAGAUGAGAAGAAGACGCAAUACCGCUAGGAGAGAUUUAAGAAGACUUAAACUGAAACUUUAAGUGUGAGGAAAAGAAAAUCAUUUGUAAUUGUAAGGUUAAGGCAUAAUAGGUUUAAGUUUGGGUUGGAUAUAAGUUAAUUGAAGUUUGGGAGUUGUAGCAUAAUGCGGUUUGGUUUGGUUUGGUUUGGUUUGUAAAAUACAAACCGCAAACCGAACCGAACCGUGCGGUUUGUUAAAAAAUGGCCCAAACACAUCCAAACCAAAUGUGGUUUUUUGCGGUUUCGGUUUGGUUCGGUUCGGUUUUGCGGUUUUCUAUUGGACCGGUUUGGUUUUGAACACCCCUACAUGAUACGACACUCUGUCAAGCCUCGAUCUAUCAGCCAUAAUGUCUAUAAUUAAACCACACACGCAUUACAUAGUAGAAAAAAUCAAACACAAAUGAAACACAAUGAAAAUCAAGACAAACAAUAUAGACAGACCAAAUAUAGAAAUGCAUUUUUUUCCUAUUUCUAAGAAAACAAUUUGAUCAAAUAUGAAAGUGUGUUUUUAUAUUAACUUGCAAAUCAGUAAAAAUGAAAAUGACGUAAAUGCAUGAAAACCUAACUUUCUCAAAACAUAUUGUUGAUCUAAACUACCUAUCAAACACAUUAGUGACUUAAAUAACCUAUCUAAACUACUCACUCAUUACCUUUGAUCUAUGAUGCAUGGUGCGGGAAUGGAGAAGAUGGAUGAAACAUUGAAACCUGCGCGAGAAAUGGCAGCCCAGUGAAAAGUAAAGUAAGCAGUGGCAUGUCAGCGUUGAACAAGAAUAGCAUAGUCAGUAAAAUAACCAAUCUCCAUCGUUUAAGACAACUCCAUGCACAACUGGUCCACCGAUCCCUGCACCACCAAAACCACUUGGUGGCGCUUCUCCUUACCCACUGCACGCGCCUUCAUGCACCCUCAACCUACACCUCCCACAUUUUUCAUCUUGCAACACACCCUGACCUGCGUCUCUUCACCUGCAUGCUCAAAUAUUAUUCCCGAAUUGGUGCUCACACACAACUACUACUUUCUUUCUUCAAACAUAUGCUGCACCACUAUCAAAUCAACCCCGAUGCAUCUUUCUAUGCGCUUUUGAUUAAAUCUGCUCGAAAUGAUAGCAUCUUCUUUCUUCCUCAUCUACUCAAAUCGGGACAUUCUCGUGAUCAUUAUGUUCGAAAUGGAAUUUUGGCCAUGUAUGCGAAGUAUGGACCUAUCGAGUUUGCCAGGAAACUGUUUGAUGAAAUGACUGAUAGAACAGUUGCAGAUUGGAAUGUGAUGAUCUCUGGAUACUGGAAGUGCGGGGAUGAAGAUGAAGCCAGUAAGCUUUUCUAUCUUAUGGGUGAACAGCAGUCUAUAAGAAGGAAUGUUAUUACUUGGACCACCAUGAUUUCCGGGUAUGCAAAGAACAAGAAUUUGAAGACUGCAAGGAUGUAUUUUGACAAAAUGCCGGAAAGAAGUGUGGUAUCAUGGAAUGCAAUUCUAUCAGGGUAUGCUCAGGGGAGAGCACCACAAGAGACUGUAAGAUUGUUCAAUGACAUGCUUAGCUCGGGAAAUGUUGAACCUGACGAAACAACAUGGGUAACUGUCAUAUCAUCUUGUUCAUCUCUUAGUGACCCUUGUCUUUCAGAAUUCAUUGUCAGAGAACUAGACAACAGAAUAAGUGUCCGCUCAAAUUAUUUUGUCAAGACAGCUCUUCUUGAUAUGUAUGCAAAAUGCGGGAAUCUUGAGGCAGCUCAAGAGAUUUUUGAGCAAUUGGGUGUGUAUAAGUAUAGGAGUUCUGUUCCAUGGAAUGCUAUGAUUUCUGCACAUGCAAGAGUAGGGGAUAUAUCUUUGGCAAGACACCUCUUUGAUAAGAUGCCACACCGAGAUACCGUCUCUUGGAAUUCAAUGAUUGCUGGUUAUACUCAAAACGGCGAGUCAUUCAUGGCGAUCAAACUGUUUGAGGAAAUGAUCUCUAGUGAAGAUUCAAAACCAGAUGAGGUGACCAUGGUGAGUGUUUUUUCUGCUUGUGGACACCUUGGAGAACUAAGUUUGGGUAAUUGGGCUUUGAGCAUCCUCAAAGAAAAUAACAUCCGGAUUAGCAUUUCAGGAUACAACUCUUUGAUUUACAUGUACUCAAGAUGUGGGAGCAUGGAAGAUGCUGCAUUGAUAUUUCAAGAAAUGGUAACAAGAGAUUUAGUUUCCUAUAACACAUUGAUUUCCGGGUUUGCAGAGCAUGGGCAAGGAUUGGAGUGCAUCAAACUACUGUCAAAAAUGAAAAAAGACGGAAUUGAACCGGACCGCAUAACAUAUAUUGCUAUACUAACUGCAUGCAGUCAUGCCGGAUUACUGGAAGAAGGUCAAAAAGUUUUUGAAUCAAUCAAAUUCCCUGAUGUUGACCACUAUGCUUGUAUGAUUGAUAUGCUGGGUCGAGUUGGUAGAUUAGAAGAAGCUGUGGAGUUGAUUCAAAGCAUGCCAAUGGAACCCCAUGCAGGAAUUUAUGGAUCUCUUUUAAAUGCUACUAACAUUCAUAAACGAGUGGAACUCGGCGAACUUGCUGCAGCUAAACUGUUCAAGAUAGAACCGCAUAAUUCUGGAAAUUACGUGUUGCUAGCUAACAUGUAUGCUUUGGCUGGUAGAUGGAAGGAUGUUGACAGAGUUAGGGAUGCAAUGACAAAACAGGGAGUGAAGAAAACAACUGGCUGGAGCUGGUUGGAGCAUAACUUAUAAGUUUGAAGAAAACAACUGGCUGGAGCUGGUUGGAGCAUAACUUAUAAGUUUAUGGAAAAUACCAAUUGGUGGCUAGGUGUGUGUGUGUGUGUGUUUUUGUAGAGACAGGUCAUAGCACCCACAAGAUUACAGUUCACCUUCACCAAUUCUCAUCUAUGCUGCACAGAAGUUUUUGGAGGUGAACCAACCAAACGAAUUUAUAAAUGACACUCCCCACAAUACUCAUCUAUUACUUAUUUGUCACCUGCCUUACAAUCAGAAA